Molecule: messenger RNA, 1062 nt
Organism: Lactuca virosa
Lineage: Eukaryota; Viridiplantae; Streptophyta; Magnoliopsida; Asterales; Asteraceae
Source: the annotation of a GenBank genome assembly
AUGGCUAAGACAAGGAGUAUGACUAGAGACCAGAAUCAUGAUGAUGCGUCUAUCAGGAAGACGAUCAAGACUUGUGAUCCUUGGUCUGAUCUUAACCAUGAUGUGCUUUUCUUAAUUAUGAUGAAAUUUGGAGUCAUAGAUUUCAUUGCAUUUAGUGGAGUUUGCAAGUCAUGGAGAUCAUUUGCAGUCUCUAACAAGAACAGUUUUAUGGUGUCCAAACCACCCAUGUCCAUAUCUAUCUCUACCGAUGCUGAUGAGAAUAAGUGCUACUUAGAGGACUUUGAAGGAAGAAAGUUAAAAAUCAGCCUUCCUCAUUCUGAUUAUAAGACAUGUGUUGGAGUAAGUUGUGGUUACUUGAUUCUAUUUGGUGAAAAAAGCAACGACUUUUGGCUUGUGAAUCCUAUCACAAGACAUGAAUUUCAUGCCCCUUUCUCAUUCCGUAAUGUCAACUUCUACUCUCCUUGUCUCGGGGCUAUCCUUGUCUUUUCACCUUUAAUAUCUGGGUGGGUGUUUGUUGUGUUCGCUAUAUACUAUCACAAAAUAUGGUUUGUUAUUGUUGGUAAACGAGAAUGGACUUAUGUCUCCACCCCUUUUCGCAUCCUUGAUUUACAUGCUUUCAAGGGGAAGAUAUAUACCCUACACUCCAUUAAUCGUUUAAGUGAAGUGAGACUUUUUCCUACACCGAAAGUGACGUUACUUAAAAUCAAGAAUUCUCCGAUUCCCGACUUCAAUUAUCCUGCGUUUGUAAGUUUUGGUGAAAAUCUUUAUGUGAUGGAUCGAAUUUCAGAACAUCUGAGCAACAUUCAAGAAAUAAAUUUCAGCAAAAUGAAAUGGGUGUCACGUGAAAAGACAGGAGAAGAAUAUGCAUUCUUUCUUCGCAACCCUGAGCAAGGUGCUGGUUUUAUACGAAUAGAGUCGUGGGCUGAUCUUCACUCGCAAUACGGGAAAUAUUCUUUUCCUUAUAAAAGUGGAGAAGACAGGUUCUUUUUGGCAAAAAUGUGGUACUUCUUCCAUGAUUGUUUCGAUGCUAGUUUUCUACAUCAGUCAGUGAAGACUUGUUAG